AUGAAUCGAGCAAGCUGUUUAUUGCUACUAGUAGCUCUCUUUGCAACUGCAUAUUCAAAAGAUUAUUUUACUGAAAAAUUUGAAGAUAAAAGUUAUGAAGAUCGAUGGGUUCAAUCAACAGCUAAACCUGAUUUAGGUGCAUUCAAAUUAUCCCAUGGUAAAUUCUAUGGUGAUGCUAAGAAAGAUCUUGGUAUUCAAACAUCUGAAGACGCUCGUUUUUAUGGUUUAUCAGCUAAAUUCGAUGAAUUCUCGAAUGAAGGCAAAACACUUGUUAUUCAAUUCACCGUUAAACACGAACAAAAAAUUGAUUGUGGUGGUGGUUAUGUUAAAGUUUAUCCAGCCGGUACUGAUCAAGUUGGUCUUACUGGUGAUUCACCAUAUCACAUCAUGUUUGGACCUGACAUUUGUGGUUAUAGUACCAAAAAAGUCCAUGUUAUCUUUACAUACAAAGGAAAAAAUUUAUUAAUCAAAAAAGAUAUUAAAUGUAAAGAUGAUGAACUUACACAUCUCUAUACAUUGAUCCUCAAUUCAGACAAUACAUAUGAAGUUCGUAUUGAUAAUGAAAAAGUUGAAAGUGGUAAACUUGAAGAAGAUUGGGACUUUACUGCACCAAAACGAAUUCCAGAUCCAGAAGCUAAAAAACCAUCUGACUGGGUUGAUGAUGAAAAAAUCGAUGAUCCAACUGAAACUAAACCAGGUGAUUGGGAUAAACCAGAACAUACUGCUGAUCCAGAAGCCAAAAAACCAGAAGAUUGGGAUGAUGAAAUUGAUGGAACAUGGGAACCACCAAUGAUUGAUAAUCCAGAUUACAAAGGUGUUUGGAAAGCUCGUCAAAUUGAUAAUCCAGCUUAUAAAGGAGCAUGGGUACAUCCAGAAAUCGACAACCCAGAAUAUAUUGAAGAUGCAAAUCUUUAUUUAUUUAAAGAUCUUGGUGUCAUUGGUUUUGAUUUAUGGCAAGUUAAAUCAGGUACUAUCUUUGAUAACGUACUUAUCACUGAUAGUGUUCAACGAGCUGAAGAAUUCGGUAAUGAAACAUGGGGAAAAACUAAAGACCCCGAAAAGAAAAUGAAAGAUGAACAAGACGAAGUUGAACGAAAGAAGGAAGAAGAAGACCGCAAAAAGAGUGAAGCUGAACAAGCAACGAAAAAAUCAGAUGAUGAUGAUGAAUCCGAUGCUGAUGACACAAAAUCACCUCAUGCUGAUGAUGAACUAUAA
Adineta steineri is the source of this 1215-nucleotide messenger RNA. The record is from the annotation of a GenBank genome assembly. NCBI's taxonomy places the organism in Eukaryota, Metazoa, Rotifera, Eurotatoria, Adinetida, Adinetidae.